This is a messenger RNA of Rhopilema esculentum, 2108 nucleotides long. RefSeq names its product high affinity copper uptake protein 1. Gene Ontology annotation, molecular function: copper ion transmembrane transporter activity. The record is from RefSeq and is a predicted model, not a curated record. Gene Ontology annotation, biological process: copper ion transmembrane transport. Lineage: Eukaryota; Metazoa; Cnidaria; Scyphozoa; Rhizostomeae; Rhizostomatidae. Gene Ontology annotation, cellular component: membrane.
CCCCUGAUAACCUUUAUCACAGGAAGAUAUCUGUGACACUGUCGCGACGUGGGCCACUGUCGGCUUAGCCUGACAAUAAAGAGCAGUUUGGUAUAGAAUAUUCUUCCUUGCUCAGAUACUAUCUACAUGUCAUUGUAUUUGGUUUUAGAAAGUUGAUAAAGUCGAAGAGCACCUGCCAGGAAAAGGCAACAUUUUUACUUAAUCAAACAAAAUUAUGAUGCACAAUCACUCAAUGAUGCAUAUGAAUCACUCCAUGAUGACCCACCCCCCUCAUCAUGGGGGCCAUACUACAAAUUCCCAUGGAGGGCAUGGUGGCCAUAAUAUGAGCAGCCAUGGCGGUCAUGGUGGCACUGGCCACUCUGCUGGUCAUGCUGGGAUGAUGAUGUGGUUUCAUGCAGGCCAUGAUGCAACUGUUCUUUUUAAAACUUGGAAAGUUGACUCAGUAGGAGAUCUUGUGGGGACAAUGAUUGCACUCUUCGUUCUGGCAAUUCUUUAUGAGGGGCUGAAAGUUGGUAGAGAAAUAUUGAAAAGAAAUGCAUCCAAGCCCCUGAUAAUUAGAGAGACUUUUGACUUAAAUGGUGAUACAGGCAAAAAAUGCCCGGAAGCUAUGACGGUUGUGAAAUCCCCCAGGGAAUUGUUGAUGUCUAAGCUACACUUGCUGCAAACUGUUCUUCACAUGCUACAAGUAUUUCUUGGAUAUCUACUCAUGUUAGCAUUUAUGACAUACAAUGUCUGGCUUUGUGUGGCAAUCAUACUUGGUGCUGGCUCUGGCUAUUUCCUUUUUGGUUGGAACAGUGUUGCAAUUUCAAACCUUGGUGACCACUGUUUUUAACUAUCAGUCAAGUCACUUAGUGCAUUGUCUUAGUGUAUAUGUAUAUGUUACUUUUCUUUGGGGUUUCUUAGGUAUUCAUGCAGUUUUAAACUACGUUUUGCAAGUUAUUCGGCUAGUUUUUAGAAUGGAUUCAGUAUCUUUUAUAUGUAGGAAUUUAGCUUAAUAUUUUCUGUGAUUCUUUGAAACUUUAUGUUUCUUUCUGCUGAGAUACAAAACACUGAAGCUGGGAAGCUGAGAUUGUCAAGUUUUAUAAACUAUUCUAGGCUAAGAUGUCUGUAGUUCCAAUGGGCUAUUAUAACAUUCCAUUGGACACAAGCAGGUGAAUAACAGGUUUGUUACAGAUCUUAGUUUAUACCGUGCAGGCAUGGGCAAAAAAUGUCAUAGAAGCUGGUCAUGUGAGAGUUUCAGUGCCCUGGCUCUUUGACUGUUUCAACUUAUAAAGAAUGCUUGUCCUCAAUAAGUCAGCCUUGAACCCUAUCAGUUAUAUCCUAAAUUCAUUGCUAUAACUUUGGUAUAUUCCUUUCUUUUGUAAUAACCCUCAUGGAGGGUUUGGUGCUGGUGCUACAGGUUUGAAUGCCAUUCAGUAUGUACCUAGCCAUACAGUAACAAAUUGGUAAAUAAUGGCCUUUCCUUUCUAGAAAAAAAGGGUUUCAAAAGUGGUCAUAGUAUAUGGCUUUUGAUGUCAAGUUGGGAUAAUAAAUGUAUUUAUAUAAGGUUUAUUGUAAAAGUUUAUAAUUAUUCCUGCUGAAGUAGCCAUCAGUAUAGUGUAAUUUUAUGCUCAAUUUCCACUAGGCGAAUUCUUUCAUGCCAAAUGGAUUUUAGCCUAUGUUUGAAUCUCUGGUAUGAUUCUUACAAAUUUUGCAACAGAAAAAACAAUUCACAGAAUGAUUGUCCAGCUCUUUGUCUGUGGAUCUUUUCUCUUCUGUCACCAAUCCAUUUUUGAUUUGUGACUGAGAACAAGGUGAGUACUUGCGUAGAGAAAAAAAAAUUGCAGCUUGGCUCGUGUGCUGUAAUUCUGAUUUUUACUCACAGGUUUUUCCAGAUAUGUUCCCAAAGAGUCUAUUUGGCAAAACAAAAUUUAUUGGAUUCCUUAGAAAGCAUUCGCCUAUUGGAAGUCAAUCAAUUUAAGUAAUUUGUGAAACAUUAAUUUUGAUUAAAUUACGCUGAUGCUGUAUCUGUAGCUAAAAGAUGCAGCUUGAUUUAUAUUAUGUUGUUAGAGAAUUAUUUACAAAAUUUACCGGAUUUAGAGCAGAAAAAAUGUAUGAAUCUAGACUGG